AUGGAUUAGGUUUUUAAUCAUUUAAUAAAAAGAGCAACUCCUUAACCUAUUGUUAAAGUUGGAACACCUUGGCAAUGCAUUCCUAUCAAAAAUGAUAAACAAGCAAGAGAUACAACAGAAGUUCAUAUGGCUAAUCAAGGAUUUAAUGAAUUGGCACAAUUUGAUAAGUUCAUGAAUCUGGAAGUUGUGUGGCUUAAUGAAAACCAAUUAACCAGCAUAAAAGGGAUUGAGUAAAAUUUCAGAAUUAAACAUCUAUAUUUGCAAAAGAACAAAAUUAGCACUCUUGAGGGACUAUAAAAUUUGAGGCAUUUAGAAACAUUGAGUUUGUUCAACAAUGAAUUAAGAGACUUAGAGAAAAAUCUGUUGAUUUUAAAGGAGUUUCCUGGGCUUACCACUUUGGAUCUAUUUAAUAAUCCAGUGGCAGAGGAGCCCUAUUAUAGAAACAGAGUGAUUUCAGCUCUUCCUCAAUUACAAUUACUGGAUCGAUCAAUAAUAACUGUCCAAGAAAAAAUUAAAGUUGAAGCUUGGUACAAGGAUUUCAAAGCAGAAGUUAAAAUUAAAAAGAAAGGGUAGAAGAAGCAAAAAUUACUUCCAUCUUAAAUCUUCUCUGCUGGGGAGAAAUUACUCUAUAAGGAAGUAGAUGAAAUUAAAGCAAAGCGAGAAUAAUAAAAGGCUGAUGAGAUUCAAAUGGAGAGAACUCGGAUUAAACAAAAGGAGAAAACUUUUGAUCCUAACAAAUUUCCUACGAAUGAAUUGAAAGAGUAAUUAAGACAGCGACUUCAUGACAAUCCUAUGAGUUUAGUAAAUGAGUGGGAGAAAGGGAAGCUUAAGAAGAUAUUCAAAUCAUAUGAUAAGGAAAAGAAGGGAUCCAUUACAUAGGAUAAAUUGCAAGGAUUGUAUGGAGAUUUAAUGAAUGACAUAGCAAAUAUUGGUAAGGUUCCUGCUGUGACUUUUGAAAAGUUUAAGGAAAUUAUGUCAGAAGAUCCAUUGCCUUGGGACUCCUUUUGCUUUCAGUUGAAUCAUGUAGAUUUUGAAAGGGCACCUGAGGAUCUACUCUAAAAGAAAAUAGACGAGAAAUACAAGGAAUUCAAUAGAAGAUUAAAUGCUGGAAAGAAGGCUGAGGCAAAAGAAUUCAUGAUUGAAGCAGUGAGACUUGAAGCAGCUAGAGAUAAGGAUGAGCAUAAAUUACCUGAGAUUAUACCUGAUGACAAUACUAAAAUAAGGAGUGAUUGCUUUGAUUUUUCAAGAUAUAAGUAUAAGUAGAAUUUUACAGAUACUGCAAAAUAUCUAUUACAAUGA
This is a messenger RNA of Paramecium tetraurelia, 1299 nucleotides long. RefSeq lists its product as uncharacterized. The record is from RefSeq and is a predicted model, not a curated record. The transcript has 5 exons. Lineage: Eukaryota; Ciliophora; Oligohymenophorea; Peniculida; Parameciidae. Gene Ontology annotation, molecular function: calcium ion binding; protein binding.